UUCCAUUCAACUAAAUUGAUUAGUCAUAGCUUUCUGUUUGUUACUUCUUCUAUAAAGGGGAUUUUGAUUUCAAUAUCCUUCAACUGCUAAUUGCAAAUAUAUUUUGUUUGUGGGUUCUGAUCUUUAUGGUGUAAAUUUUGGGGAGUGGUCUGAUUUGGGUAUUGUAAAAUUUCAAUGCACAUCAGAUUAUAUGUUAUCACCUACUAGGUCUUGCAAUGCCUGCAUAUUAAGAAAGGAAGGAAUUUUUUGUUUCGGUGCAAAUCUCCAUGCUUUGGCUGCAUUUUCAGCUCUGAUUUAAACCUGAAAGGUUUCUGAGUUAACGAGGAGAUGGCAGCAGAUGGGAUUGAUUGGAACAGCAGUCACAGAGCAUCAGACGGCAGCCAUGAGGGUAGUGCUACUGCUGGGGGAAUGAUGGGCUUUGUUUCUAUGGGAAAACCCAACAAGCCCAAAAAGAAGGGGCGAUUUCUCAGGUCUAUACUCAGGGGAUUUGCAGCUCCAAUUGCAUGCAGGUGGCGAAGCAUGCCCAGGGGGCCGUCACACUUCCCCACAAUUAAGAGCACGGUAACAGGUACCUUAUUUGGGUACAGGAAGGGGCAUGUGCAUUUUGCAGUGCAGGAAGAUCCAAGGUGCCUUCCUGUGUUGCUCAUAGAGUUGGCAACACCCACAAAUUCUGUGGUGAAGGAAAUGGCUUCAGGGCUGGUUAGAAUGGCAUUGGAAUGUGAGAGAAGACCUAAUAGAGGGAGCAUUUUUGAAGAAUCCAUUUGGACCUUGUAUUGCAAUGGUAGGAAGACUGGAUAUGCUAUGAGGAGGAGCUGCUGUGAAUCAGAUUUGAGAAUACUUAACAUGGUCCAGGCUGUUUCCAUGGGAGCUGGUGUUCUUCCUACUGAGGAAGAAGGCCGAGAUGGAGAGCUAAUGUACAUGAGGGCCAGGUUUGAGAGGGUUAUGGGUUCAAGGGAUUGCGAGGCUUUCUAUAUGAUGAAUCCUGAUGGCGCUGGUGAGCCAGAGCUCAGCAUUUUCCUUCUUAGGGUAUGAAUGAAAGAUUUUGAAGUGCCCAUGAGAAAACAAAAUGCAUUUGUAUGGGUAUUGAAAUUUUUCAAGGUUAUGACUAGUACUUCCAAGUUUGUAUUUACAUUGUCUUCUUGUUGGAGUUGAUUGUUACCCACUUCUACUGUAAAUCAGGAUUUUGAGUUCACUCUUGUUUUUAGUCUUAACUCUUCUAGGCAUAAGAUCAUGUUGUCUUAUCCUAUAUUGAUGGGACCUUGGUAUCAUGUUUGACUGACAGUGAGCAGUUAUUGCACCUAAUGAACUCUUGCCUUUCGAGGGGAACAUAUUCAGAUUUGUAGAGAUAGUUCUGAUUCUAGGUAGGUAGAUACACAUGAUAAUCUUUCAGAUGAUAUUGUAGCCCAGCACAGGUGUAUCUGAUAUUGGUCAGAAGAUUUCAGGUCUUUACUGUAGUUCUCUGCAAUGUGGAACAGUGAAAGAAAACUUUAUCCUCAACAGGAUGACAAGAUUUAAAAUAAAACAAUUGUAUCCCUCAACAUCCCAAACCCUUUAAGCAGUUUAUAAGCUGAGGUUAACAGUUAUUCUAUGAAGGAAUCAUGUUUACAGAGGGGUUUCAGUUUUGAGGUCAGUAAUGCAGAAGUUGAUUUUUGAAGGGGUCUGUCUCAUAGGUUAUAUUUAAUUUCAUGUGGAUGUUAAAAUAAUUUCUUCUUCAAGAUUACUGCACAAGAUAAUGUCUGAUUAAAUUAUGGACCUGCAAAACAGAUUUUAGCAUCUUGACAUGAUUUUGCAAUCAUGUCAAUCAUGUUUUUGUGUAUGUAAUUUUGAUUGGUCAACUGCAGGUUCAUUGGCAA
Molecule: messenger RNA, 1853 nt
Organism: Cryptomeria japonica (Japanese cedar)
Lineage: Eukaryota; Viridiplantae; Streptophyta; Pinopsida; Cupressales; Cupressaceae
Product: protein MIZU-KUSSEI 1
Exons: 2
Coding region: 328-1032 (234 amino acids)
Biological process (GO): hydrotropism
Source: RefSeq, a predicted model, not a curated record